UUGGUCCCAGUCAUGCUCCCGAUGGAGCCUAUCUCGGUAAAGGUGAGUGAAGAGAAGGGAAAAGGAUGAAUCAUAGAACGGGGAAAGGAUUUGUUUGCUGACAAUCAACUACUGUGCCUCACUCCUUUUAGCCAAAAAACUUAAAGCAGACUUGAUCGAAAAAGCAAAGAUUAAGAAAAAGUACUUUAAAGAACAAGCAAAAGCCGAAUCAGAAAAUCAAUCGGAUAGCAUCUUUGCAGAACGUGAUGAAGGAAGAUUUGCACCUGAGAAGGGGAUAGAAGGACAGGAUGGGUUUGAUCUAGUUGAAGCAGAAAAGGCAUCGCAAAGGAGAAGAAGGAACGAAGGCCAAGAGAGCUCGGAGGGAGGCAAUUCGAUGUCAAAACGAAAGCAAGCCAAGGCUGAAGCUGCUAGAGCUGCUGAAAUGGAAUCCAGAAGACGUCUCUUGGGUGGGGUCAUACAUACUGACAGAGACAAAGAGGGAGAAAAUGUUGGCGAGCAAAGGACAUUCGACAAACCAAAAGACAUGGAAACGAGCGAACAGAGGAAAGAAGAAAGACAAAAGAGACAAGAUAAAUGGAAUUCCAAAAGUGGAAGUAGAACGGGAAGACAAAGAGGUCAACCUAAUUUGGGCGCCAGGAUGGAUUUACUGCUCGAUAAGAUCAAGAGGGGAUAAGAUAAAGACUUCUCGUCAUCAUACAUGUGUAAAAUAAGAUUGUAC
Meira miltonrushii is the source of this 718-nucleotide messenger RNA. RefSeq lists its product as uncharacterized. The transcript has a single exon. NCBI's taxonomy places the organism in Eukaryota, Fungi, Basidiomycota, Exobasidiomycetes, Exobasidiales, Brachybasidiaceae. The record is from RefSeq and is a predicted model, not a curated record. Bases 374 to 673 code for a protein of 99 amino acids.